Lactuca virosa is the source of this 906-nucleotide messenger RNA. The record is from the annotation of a GenBank genome assembly. Lineage: Eukaryota; Viridiplantae; Streptophyta; Magnoliopsida; Asterales; Asteraceae.
AUGCUCGUUAGUUUUUCUCAUAGAAAACAAUCACCUGGUUCUGAUUCAAAUCAAAGAAAUAGUGGGUUGCCACGUAUCACCGAGAAAUUGCAAGGAAGUGAAAACCGAGAGAUAGCAAUGGCUCCACGGGUUUCUCCAAAACCAUCAUCCAGGAAAGAUUUCCGAUCCAUUACUUUGCCAUGCAGAUUACAUCCAUGCACCUACAGAAUCGACAAAGUGCUGAAUAAAGUUAAAACAUGGGAGUCCACAUCAUCGUUAUCGAAUCCAUCUGCCGAAAUCAUUUGCAACGGUGUGUUUCAACUAAUCGAGUUGUAUGAAUGUUUGGAUGACCUUGUCCAAACAUGUCCUUCAAAAACUUCGUUAGAUUCCAGCAAUCAGAACAUGAGAUGGACGGAUGAGUUACUUGAUGUAUCUGUUAUUUUCUUGGAUAUUUUCGGCAAUAUAUCUGAUCUCAUGUUGCAGACAAAAGAACAUGUGAGGGAUCUUGGGUGUGAUCUUAGGAGAAAUAGUGGUCCCAGCAUUGACAGCAUCAUUGACAAUAAGACUUCAUUCAGAAAGAAACUGAGAAAAGAUAUUAAAACGUCCGUGGCUAGUCUGAAUCAGUUGGAUGACAUGAUUGGCCACUCUCCCUUGGUAGAUUUUGAAAACAACCAUUUGAUAUCGGUGAUCCGAGCGUUCAAAGAAGUUAAAGCAUUCACCGCUGUUAUUGUGCGAUUGUUGUUCAAAUUCUUGGCUAUUCCACUUUCGAAGACAAGAUCGAGAAGCAGAUGGACAACAGUCUCAAGAUAUAUAUCCAAAGGUAAAGUGGUACCAGAAGAAAAAGGUGACGCUAAUAUAAAUGAGUUUCAACACCUUGAUGCUGCACUAUUCAGAUACAGGACAAGUAACAAACUGGAAUUCAUCUAA